Pseudophryne corroboree (corroboree frog) is the source of this 1238-nucleotide messenger RNA. It is a transcript of the gene ABHD10, whose product is annotated as abhydrolase domain containing 10, depalmitoylase. Lineage: Eukaryota; Metazoa; Chordata; Amphibia; Anura; Myobatrachidae. Gene Ontology annotation, molecular function: palmitoyl-(protein) hydrolase activity; hydrolase activity, hydrolyzing O-glycosyl compounds. Gene Ontology annotation, cellular component: mitochondrion. Gene Ontology annotation, biological process: protein depalmitoylation. The coding region runs from base 54 to 932 and encodes 292 amino acids. The record is from RefSeq and is a predicted model, not a curated record. The transcript has 5 exons.
CGCGGGUGGGAGGGCGGAAGGGUCACAGCCAGGCUGCGUAGUUGGCACGCGAGAUGAUGGCGUCUCGAGCGCUUGGGGGAUCUCGCACCUGGGCGCUUGCGCUGUGCACACGGGGAGCUGCCCCCCUAAAGCCCAAAGUCACCAUGCACCUCCCAGCUUGCAGGUUAAAGUCAUCCAUACAGUAUCUGUCACGACAAGAUCUACCUAAAUUGGCCUACCAGAAAUUAAAAGGCAAAAGCCCUGGAGUCAUUUUUUUACCUGGAUAUGCAUCCGACAUGAAUGGUCAGAAAGCACUGGCUCUUGAAGAUUUCUGCAAAUCACUUGGACACGCAUUUAUCCGGUUUGAUUACAGUGGAUGUGGGAGCUCUGAAGGUGAUAUGAAGGAAUGUACAAUUGGGAAAUGGAAGAAGGAUGUACUUUCUAUACUGGAUAACUUGUCCGAAGGACCUCAGAUAUUAGUUGGCUCAAGUAUGGGAGGAUGGCUAAUGCUACUUGCUGCCCUAGCGCGACCAGAGAAAAUUGCAGCUCUUGUUGGUGUUGCUCCAGCUGCAGAUCAUUUUGUCACAGUGUUUAACCAACUUCCAUUAGAGGAGAAGAAAGCAGUUGAGGAGAAGGGUGAACUUAGCCUUCCCUCAAAGUACAGUGAAGAAGGUUUUUAUAAGAUUCCUUAUUCUUUUAUUAAAGAGGCAGAAAACCACUGCAUAUUAAAUAGUCCCAUACCAAUAACGUCCCCUGUGCGUCUGAUUCAUGGCAUGAAAGAUGAGGACGUCCCAUGGCAUGUGUCACUGAAGAUUGCUGACUGUGUGCUCAGUACUGAUGUAGAUGUCAUUCUCCGCAAACACGGUCAACAUCGGAUGAGUGAAAAGGAUGACAUGAAACUUCUUGUGUACACAAUUGAUGAUUUAAUUGAUAAACUUACAACUUUGGGAUAAAGUAAUUUAAAAUCCACUGUUCAGUAGCCAAAAGCUUCACCUAAGUGUUCUCCUAUUACACCUCCCAUAAUAAUUACAUGUUUGCACAAAUCCGCUGCAGAUAAUUAUGUUUACAUAGAAAAAGAACUUUAUUAUUCGCUUCUGUAUCACUGUAAUUUUAUACUGGCCAAAUGUUCCUCUUUUCUACUUCCCAGAUAGAAAAUGUGAAUAUGUUUUUGAAUUGUACAGAAUUUGUUGUAAUCACUUUAAUACUACUGUAUGUAUUUCUAUAAAAAAUAAACUAAUAUACAGUAGAUCUACAGGUAA